Molecule: messenger RNA, 1026 nt
Organism: Rangifer tarandus platyrhynchus (Svalbard reindeer)
Lineage: Eukaryota; Metazoa; Chordata; Mammalia; Artiodactyla; Cervidae
Source: the annotation of a GenBank genome assembly
AUGGGGAACACCGCCUCGUGCUGCGUGUCGUCCAGCCCCAAACUCCGCAGGAAUGCCCACUCGCGGCUGGAGUCCUGCCGGCCCGACACCGACCUGAGUCGCGAGGACACGGGCUGCAACCUGCAGCACAUCAGCGACCGGGAGAACAUCGACGAUUUGAACAUGGAAUUCAAUCCUUCAGACCAUCCUCGGGCCAGCACGAUAUUCCUCAGUAAAUCUCAAACAGACGUGAGAGAAAAGCGCAAGAGUCUCUUCAUUAACCAUCAUCCUCCAGGACAAAUAGCGAGGAAAUACAGCUCCUGCUCGACUAUUUUCCUAGAUGAUAGCACAGUCAGUCAACCAAACCUCAAGUAUACAAUUAAAUGUGUAGCUCUCGCAAUAUAUUACCACAUCAAAAACAGGGACCCAGAUGGAAGGAUGCUCUUGGAUAUUUUCGAUGAAAACCUUCACCCUCUCUCGAAAUCCGAAGUGCCACCAGAUUACGACAAACACAACCCAGAGCAGAAGCAGAUCUACCGGUUUGUGCGGACGCUGUUCAGUGCCGCUCAGCUGACUGCAGAGUGUGCCAUCGUCACCCUGGUGUACCUGGAACGGCUCCUCACAUACGCAGAGAUCGACAUCUGUCCAGCCAACUGGAAGCGGAUUGUUCUGGGGGCCAUCCUGCUGGCCUCCAAGGUGUGGGACGACCAGGCUGUGUGGAACGUGGACUACUGCCAGAUCCUGAAAGACAUCACGGUGGAGGACAUGAACGAGCUAGAGCGACAGUUCCUUGAAUUGCUCCAGUUCAACAUCAACGUUCCUUCCAGUGUUUAUGCCAAGUAUUAUUUUGAUCUUCGUUCUCUGGCGGAAGCCAACAACCUGAGCUUCCCCUUGGAGCCCCUGAGCAGAGAGAGAGCCCACAAGCUGGAGGCCAUCUCCCGCCUCUGCGAGGACAAGUACAAGGACCUGCGAAGACCCACGAGGAAGCGGUCAGCGAGUGCUGACAAUCUGACUCUGCCCAGGUGGUCCCCGGCCAUCAUCUCCUAA